Messenger RNA from Fukomys damarensis (Damara mole-rat), 906 nucleotides. RefSeq names its product ral guanine nucleotide dissociation stimulator-like. The transcript is spliced from 5 exons. The record is from RefSeq and is a predicted model, not a curated record. Lineage: Eukaryota; Metazoa; Chordata; Mammalia; Rodentia; Bathyergidae. The coding region runs from base 126 to 629 and encodes 167 amino acids.
CCCAGACCCUGGUGGGUUUCAGUUAAUCGUGGAGAGACUGAAACAUCGGAAGGAUUUUGUUGUGUUGCUUCCCAAAGGGCCCAGGCUCAGGCCACAGGAGAUGGUGGAGUGGGGGCCUUUUCCAAAUGCGGACACCCGGGGACAGCUGUCACACCUGCUGCUUCUGGAGAAUGAAUCCAAGCAUCCCAAAGGUGACCCGGGACAGCCCAGCACAGGGUGAAAAGGGGUCCACCCUGAACAAGGAGGAGACUGUCAGAGGCAGGACCCUCAAGCCAGGCACCCUGAGGAAGCUGGUGAACCAGCUGGUGCCCGCGCAUCGCCGUGCGGACCCCUUCUUCGUGCCCGCGUUCCUGUGCACCUACAGGAGGUUCGCCAGCACGCAGCAGGUGCUGGACCUGCUGUUCCUAAGGUACGGGUUCUUCCACCCCAACUGUGAGGAGGACAAGCAAAACAAGAGUGCCCUGUGCUCCAUCCUGGAGACCUGGUUGGCCCAAUACCUGGAGGACUUCUGCCAGUGUCCAGACCUGGCCAGCCUGAAGCAGCUCAUGGCCUACACGCUCAUCAACCUGCCGGACUCGGACAUCGUUCUGCAAGUGUGCACCCUCCUGAGCCAGUUGGAUCCCCUCUGAGUAAGACUCCGAGGGUCAGAACUGCCUUCCGAAGCAGCAGCCAUCAAGAGACCCCCAGGAGCAGGGCGAGGGCGGGAGCCUGCACCAGGAUCUGUGCCACCGCGGGAUCUGGAGCCAGCACGGGCAGCAGCAGCUGGGCCUGACUCCAUACACCUGGCGGGUCCUGGUCCUGCUGCAGGGCGUCUCUGUCUCCAACUCUCAGGCCUCCCCACCAUGCAGGGCUCCCUCCCCUCACCUGAGAAAGUCACCUCUUGGUUUUUCCUGUUUCCCUGUCUGU